Molecule: messenger RNA, 4680 nt
Organism: Caenorhabditis angaria
Lineage: Eukaryota; Metazoa; Nematoda; Chromadorea; Rhabditida; Rhabditidae
Source: the annotation of a GenBank genome assembly
AUGCAAGCUGUAGGGUUUCUAUUAUUAUUUUAUGUGUUGAGUUUUCAAUCAGUUGAUGCACUUUUGACAUGUUCCAAAUGCGAUCUCACACCAAAUGAGUUAGUUCAAAGGGGGUUUGAAAAUUAUAGGGUGAGCGGUCACAAAAUUUGUUAUCUUUUUCCAUAAGAAAAAUUUGGAUCGAAACUUUUUCCAAAGAUUUUCUUCCAGAUGUUAUCGUAGUUCUUCAACUUGUCGUGGUGAUUACUGUUAUCAUGCUGAAUAUUUUUAUCCAAAUGAAAAUAUUCCAAUGAUCCAAAAAGGUUGUAUCCUUGGUGAUAUUCCAUCUGAAGGAUGUCGUAUUAAUCAUUAUGGAAAUGUUAUUUGCUUCUGUUCAGAGUAGGAUUUUUUCCUUGCAGACUUCUUCUAGCAAUCCAAGUUUUUCAGCGCGGAUUACUGUAAUACGAAUGUGACAGAAACCAGUGUCACCGAAACAUCAACCAUUCUUCCACUUCAAACUUGUCGCCCCGAAAAAGUUACAACAACUCCACGAGUUCGAUGGAUUCGACCAUGCGCUGGAAAUUAUUGCUCAUCACUUUCCAGUCAGGUAGAUCUAUAAAUCAACUUAGCAAAAACCCUCCACGAAAAAAUUCAGGCUUCAUCUGAAGAGGGGAAUUAUACAUGGACAACAAAAGAUUGUAACAAGGAAAACGAGUUUGAUAUUUUCCCAACGUUUACAGUUUUCAAUUUUUAUCCAAAUUCUUGUGUUUGGUUGGAAUAUGGAGGACAGCCGAAUUUGAAAGCGUGUUAUGGAUCGAAUGUGGGUUUAGAAUUUCUAGGGAGGAAAUUGCAAGAAAAGUUCUGAAUUCAUGGAGGAGCCCUAGAUCUUGGCUAUCAGUUUAUAGCUCAAGAAAAUUAGAUAAAUAUUUUGAAGUUCACAAAAUCACAAACUUUCGAUUUGAAAUAACUUCUGAAUCUUAUCCUAAAAAUUUGAAUUGAUCCAAUUCAGAACUUUUUUAAAUUAAUUUUUUUUUUGAAAAAAACUUCUGCCCAUUCCAGAAUCUCAAUAUUUUUUCGCAGGAACUCGAUUCAACUCUCUCAAUCGAUUCAACAAUUGCCAAAAUUCAAUGUGAAGUUGAUUAUUUUUCUCCACGUCUUCCUUAUGUCAAAACCGGUGAUUACUGUACUGGCCAAUUCUGUUUCAUUAGUGCAACUUCUCGUGGGGAUGUUUAUCGAGGUUGUGUUUCUUCAGCAACUUUGAAUACUGUAUCAACACUCAAGGUUUGAUUAGAUGUUUUUUUUUAUUUUGAAUUCAUGAAAAAUGUUUGUGAAAGUUCUAUUGUGAGCGAUAAAAUUACACCAGCCUAAAAAAACUAGUGUAGGAUUCCUCGGGCAGAAAACGGCGAGGUCGCUACCAAUCGGGGCGGAGUCGCUACACGUUUCGGGCGACUGGCCCGAGGCUCUUUGGGCGAGCUUGGGGCGACUCGCCCGAGCGUGAAGCAACUUGCCCCGUUCUCGCCCCGAUCCACUCUCUCGGAGGGUGUCCAGAAGCAUUUUUCAAAAACUGUAUCUAUGGAGCAAAAGUAGAUCUACCCCUUAUAGCUUUAGUAUCCUACAUUUAUAUGGACUAAUUAAUCAAUGGAUCACUGUGAAAUCCCGAAAAAAAAGCAUGAAAACCAUGAUUUUAAAAAUGGGCAAAAAUUGUAGCGAGUUGCCCGACACUCGCCACUUUUGAGGCGCGUUUGGGGCAACUCGCUGCAAAACGAGUCUCGAAAAAUGUGUAGCGAGUCGCCUCGAGCUAUGUCGUUUUUUGGCCGAGUCUGUGAUUCGAAAAAAUGAGAAGUGGAAAAGUUUCAUAUAUUUUUCUUUUGUUUCAAAUUUUAAAUUUAAGAUUACUGUACUUCAAGGGAAUACUGUACCUUAUAAAAUUCGAACUGCGAGGAUUACUGUAAAUGUGAACUCCAUAACGAGGAUUACUGUAGCUCGCGAACUACAAGCUACAUGGAUUACUGUAGCUUUUGAAUUUUCAAGAUUACAAACAGAAAAGAAAACCUAAUCUUGAAAAAGACGAACUGUAAAGAUUACUGUAGGCCACGAAUUUUCUGAAAAGGAUUGAAACGAGUGAGCGGGAAAGGUUCCUAAUUUUACAAAUUUUGACCGAGAGAAAGUUUAGAAAAAAGAUUAUUUUCUUUAGAUGGAUUCUCCAAAAGAUUCUCCAUAAAUGAUUCAAUUGCAAUUUCAAUCUGGAAACGUUUCCAGUUCCAAUCGUAAUAUUGGUGCCACUCCAAAUGUUUUAUCUAGCUCAAUUUCAUAGAUAAAAAUGAACAAUCGUAAUUUCAGAAAUACAUCAAUUUUUUGAAUUAUAGCACUUUUGCUUUAUGUUUUAUUUCAGCAAGUGUGCCCGAUUUAGAAAAAAUUGUUUUUGUUUUCAAUUCAAAAAUCAAUCUCCCUGAAAUUCCCAAUGUUUCGUUUCUCCCAAAAAAACCUACUUAUUUUGAACAAAUCAAAAGCGUCGUUUCAAAACUAUGUUUUUGUCGAAAUUUUGAACAAAAAUCCAUCCAAUCCUCGAAUAGUUUCUCUGUUCGCCUUUCACAAUGUUUCUUCUUGUCUAUGCUGAAAGACACAACCAGUGAAGAUAAAUAUCUCCAAAAAAUGAGGGAAACAGACAUCAAGUAUCGAGACCGAAUCUUUGGUACAGUAAAAAUACCAAGGUAAAAUUGGAAAAUUUCCAGAUUAUUUUCAUUAACAAACAAUUUAUUCAAUUAACGAAUUGAAUAACUAAAAGAUAAUCUGGAAUUAAUAAAACACGAAAAAUAACAAGAAAACGAGAAGCAAAGAAAACGAGAAAAAUAUUAUGCAGAUCUCCUUAAUCGAAAUCGCCAUCCGGAAAGUCGGGAUUUUCACGAGCAUCGAUUCUUAACCCCUCGAGAAUUUGGAGACGAACUUCCGCAUUGACCAAAUGAAAAUCAGCGUGUCGUCUGAGCCGGCUGUAUUGUCCAUGAUUCUUGUACUUUCGAAUUACGGAAUCCUGGAAAUAUUCCAAUUUUCAAAGUAUUUCAAUUUUUAAAACAAUCUCCAUAAAAAUCUGAACUUACCUUCAGCUCGCUAAAGUUGCUCUUUAUCGCGAAUAUCAACUGAGAUACAAUCUCACGGCUCCGGUUGAUUUCAAGAUAUUCAAUUCUUUUCAAUAUUGGUACACAUUCGUUGAUUCUAAGAUACCUAAUUCUAUAAACUGUUCCUUCUAAAAAAAACAAUUAUUAACUUACAAUAAGCAGUUGUUUCCGUACUUGCCAUGUGAAGAAACAACAAAAAACUAGACAAGUCCGUGUCGAGAUUGAUCGUGAACGAUUUUUGACUGACGACUUCAUUAUCCAGCAACAUGUCAAGCGUAAUAACCUCUAGAUUCACAACUGUAUGUCAUGGGAUUUAGAGGAUCGGUUUUCAGAGAGAACUUGAGUUUUCGAUCAUCGGCUAAUGUUGUUGACGCAUUCCUAAAAUCAUGAAUUAGGUUAUUUUAUCAAGAUUUCAUUUUUUUAAACUUACCACUCAAACGCUUUUUCAUCAGAAUUUGGAAGAGACCACAGUUGAACAUUUCCAUUUUGUAGUCUGCUGAUUUGGUUAAAGCGGAAACUGUGGUAGACAUUGGCGCAUCGGAAAGAAGUCAUUGUCUGAAAAGUUCGAAUUUGAAAGAAAUUCAGGCGGAAUCCCUAAAUACAUGUUCAAAAAGGUGGAAAGGAAAAAGUAGAAUAGAAGAAGGCGGAAAAUUUUGAAAAAAAAACCGUUCGUUACGAGAUAUCGUUUUAGAAAAAAGCUUUGUGCCUAUAUUUUAUGAUUUUUCUCCCACGUAUUUUUUUGGCCCUCGGUUCGCGGUUGGUAUACUGUAUUGACUUGUGUAAACACGGUGACGCGCAAAUGCACAAAAAUGUCUCGCGUCUCUCCAUUUUGCGCGCUAUUUUUAGAAAUUGGUCUCGCCACGAACCCCGAAACGCUAAAACGCCACCCGUUCGCUCCACCAAAGCAUAUUUCCAUGCAGUUUUUCACGGCGAUAAAGAUGGUGUACUCAGAUUUUUAUUUGACACUUUUUGAAAAGUUUCAUAUAUUUUUCUUUUGUUUCAAAUUUAAAAAAAUUCAAGAUAACUGUACUUCAAGGGAAUACUGUACCUUAUAAAAUGCAAACUGCGAGGAUUACUGUAAAUGUGUAUUCCAUAACGAGGAUAGUUGUAGCUCGCGAACCACGGAUUACUGUAGCCUUUGAAUUUUUAACAUUUCUAACAAGCAAAUAUUACUGUAGGUUACGAAUUUCUGAAAACACUACAAUUUACUUGUGAAAUCCGAACUGAAAUGGUUACUGUAGGAGUAGUAAUCUAGUUAGUUUUGGUCCCAAUAUUUUAUGACGUCACAAAAAUUCAAACUCAAUUCAAUCCUAAUUUUUUUCCAGAUUGGUUACACUCGUUCCUACACCGGUUUAGAACAAUGGAUUUGUGAUCAACCGGAUUGCAAUUCGGAUUUGAAAUCCGCUGAAAAUUCGUGGCCUCCAGAACUUUAUCUAUACAGGUAGUCAUUAAUUUCGACUUUUCAAAACUUUCCGAAUAUUUCAGAAACCUCUCAAAUCUCCGUGAAUUUAGUGUCUUCUAUAUCAACUAUGCAUCAGGAUUCUCUUUCUUUCCUUCCUUUUUUCUAGUUAUUAUUAUCUUCUUUUUAUGA